AUGUCAGCGUCAGCUCAAGAUCCCCCCUUGCCAUACGAUAAAGAUGGUAAAGACUCAACCAUCACCAUACAAGGCAGAAACGUCGAGACCGCAUCCGUCACCCGCGGACAAAUGGAGACAAUAUGUGACGCGCAACCUGUCCACAACCCCAAUGAGUCCAUCAAAACAUACAAGCGUCGAUGGCUAGGAGUGGCCGUCAUCGUCCUGACCAAUGUCGCCGUGACCUGGGCCUGGCUCAGUUUCGCCAUGGUCACACAGUUCGCGCAGGUUCAUUUCUCUGUCGGUGCUAGCGCCAUCAACUGGUUCUCCAUCGUCUACUGCUUCACAUUCAUCCCGUUCGUCUUUUCCUCGUGGAUCCUGAGUCGGUACGGCAUCAAGACCAGCCUCGUCAUUGGAGCCUUAGGGAUCAUCGUUGGCAGCUGGAUCCGCUACGCCGGAGUCCGGACCGCCAGCUACGCCGGUACCAUGGUCGGACAAACAAUCCUGGGUCUGUCACAGCUGUUCAUCGUGCCUCUUCCUCCGGUCUAUUCACAACUCUGGUUCUCUCCUGCUCACCGCACCACACCGACGGCUUUGGGGACCAUCUCUCCGGCUUUGGGGUCGAUGCUCGGAGCCCUCUGCACUCCGUACAUGGUCACCUCUCCUGCCGCUUUGCCCAACAGCAUCUUGUAUCUUGCCAUCGCCUCCACAGUCAUCAGCGUCGUGGCCUUUUUGGUCCCCUCCGCCCCUCCAACACCAGCCUCAUUGAACGAGUGCGACCCAUACUCCCACAUCACGCGCAAACAACACGCCCUCGCGAUUCUGCGUUCUCCCGAAUUCUACAUGAUCGCCGUCCCCUUUAUGACCGAAGUCGGCUUCUUCAACGCCUCCACCUCACUCGCCCUCCUCAUUCUCAUGCCAUAUGGCUUUCCCUACCAACUCGGCGGUCUCCUCACCGGCCUCCAAGCGGGGAUCGGCAUCACGGCCGGUUUGCUCCUCGCUCCAAUCGCCGACCGUUUCCAAAUCCACAUUCCCGUCCUGAAAAUCUCUCAAACGGCCAUGGCCAUCUGCUUCAUCGGAUACAUCUGGGUCCCUCCCUCGGGAAACGUUGCUGCUGUCUUCGCCAUGUCCAUCCUCAUCGGCAUCUGCUGCACAGGCGGCCUGGCCAUUACGAUGGAAGCCCUCGCCGAAAUCUUGUACCCGAUCCCGGCCGAAUUCACCGCGUCCAUCGCGUGGUCUGUGGGCAACUUUUUGGGGGCAAUUUUCCUGUUUAUUAUGGACGCGCUCCGCGCUGGUCCCAAUGCGAACCCGCCUUUUAAUAUGCAGGAUGCACUGUAUUGCCAGGCGGCGCUAGGUAUCGUGUUUAUCUUAUUGCCGAUUAAUCUUUUGGGAUGGUUUGGGAGGAAAGACAAGGUGAGGUAUAGGAGGAGGCACGUGCAGUCUUCGGCAACGGGGAUGGCGGUGUCAGGUGAUGAGGGGACCAGGAAGGAGGAAAUUGUUGAGGAGAUCGAUGUCAAGGGUGGCAGUGUUAAAGAUGUUUAG
Molecule: messenger RNA, 1521 nt
Organism: Rhinocladiella mackenziei CBS 650.93
Lineage: Eukaryota; Fungi; Ascomycota; Eurotiomycetes; Chaetothyriales; Herpotrichiellaceae
Exons: 1
Coding region: 1-1521 (506 amino acids)
Biological process (GO): transmembrane transport
Cellular component (GO): membrane
Molecular function (GO): transmembrane transporter activity
Source: RefSeq, a predicted model, not a curated record